GAUUCAUUUGAUCAAGACAGAGAUCACAUUUCGACAAUAGCUGAAGAAACACAGCAGAGUAUACGCAUCAACCCAAUAACACCAGAGUCCACAAACAAAUUCUCCAAUUUCAUCUCAACCUCACCACGUCAUAAAAACCAUGUCGGCUCCUCGGCCAACCUUUCGGAACAUCCAUGUACGAUUUUCCUACAACUGGGGCGUGAUGUCAAGAAAGCCAAGUUGGAUUCAACACCGACGAUCGGCUCUUUGAGAGUCUUGUUUAUGGAUCGCUUCCAAUUCAACCCUGGCUCAGAUAACUUCCCUGAGAUCUAUCUCAGGGAUCCUCAGAGUGGGGUUCAGUAUCAACUGGAAGACAUGAGCGAGGUCAAGGAUCGGGUGGUUUUGAGUCUGAAUAUUGAUGCGCUGGAUCAAGUCAAGACCCACAUUGAUUCCGGAUUAUCAACUUUGGCGAGGGAAAUCAAAGACUUGAAAUCGACUAUCACUACCCUUCGUCGACAAUCCAUCCCACCCCCACCAUUAUCAAGUGCGACACCUAUCAAGUCGGCUACGGAAAGCCAAUUCAAGCAAACUGCUCGUCAAGUGAUGAAGUCCUCGGAGACCACCGCGGAAUCUGGUACCCAAAAAACUGAACAGCCUGUUGAAUCCGGCUCCCCCCGACCGCCCGAUUCGGCGAGUAGUUCGUCUGAUUUGAGACUGCAACAACUCAACGGAACGUUCAAGAACCAAUACGGUGAAGUUCAGGCGCUCCGCCGGGACCUUGGAAUCCUGAGACAACUCUAUGGGACCUUUACGGGGGAGACAAAGAGCUUGUUGGCUGGCCUUCGAUCUCAAGCCGAAGCUGUCAAGCAAGCCGCGACUGCCAAAGUAGCCUCCUCACGGACAUUCAUCGAUGCGGGUAAAGUCAAACUGGAGACUCAGAGCCAAGACUUGGUGACCAAGGUCGAGUCCUUACAAGAUACUGUGGAGGACCUUAAGCAGGACGUCACGAAUCGGAAGAUGAAACCCAAGCCAUCGGCGAUGGUCACCGUAUCUCAGUCGAUCCAGACCGUCAAGGCUGAGCUAGAACAACUGACGAACCACAUCACGACGAUCAAGCCGGCAUGGAAGAAGUCGUGGGAAGACGAACUACAGAACAUUGUGGAUGAACAGCAGUUACUGAAUUAUCAAGAAGACCUGAUCAAGGACCUCAAAGAGGAUCUCGAAGCGGUCUCGAAUCUAUUUGGGCAUGUGGAGCAUUAUCUGGAUGCGAGGAAGGUAUCCAAGGUGAGACCGAAAGAGUUCAUUCCGAUCCUCAGUCCGACGACGAGUACUGGAGGCCUUCCAUCCGAUCCGAGGGGCGGAUUGGAGACGGUCUUGAUGCAAGUCAAGGGGCUCGAACCCAACCAAGAGAGUCGUCUGAAGGCGAUCGAAGCGGCCGAGAAACUCCGGGCUAAGAACUUGGAAGAGGUGCAGAAGGAGAACGAGUUUGCGCAGGAACUGGCGGGCUUUGUCGGGAAUAAGAAGCUCAAGAUGACCGGUGGACACGAAGAGAUUGAGCGGAUGCGGAAGAUUAAAUCCGAGGCUACGUUGAAAAGCAUUGCUACUUCUAAAACUUCAGUCGAUAAUAAUAAUAAUAAUAAUAAUAAUAAACAGGAUACUACUAGUCCUCUUGAGAUCAUAUCCGAAUCAGGGCCGACUGAGUCAUUGACGAAUCCUGAACCUUCUACCGACCCCGGGCCACCUCCUCCGACGAAUGACGAACUAUCGCCCGUCGAUACUCCAACUGAUGAGCAUCUGGAGAAGACGGAACAAGAGGAGGAUCAGAAAGCCGAAGACGAGCCUGAUCAGCCGAUCGUCGAUCCACCCUCAUCUGCCGAAAACAAAGAUCUCAAUGAUGAGGAGGAGGGCGGUGGAGGCACCAAUCAACUCGAAAGUAAUCUGGAUGGUGGGCAUGAUGAUGUUGCUGACAAACUGGAUGCUGAGGAGCGCGAUCAAUCUGUCCCUCAGGAUACUGGGCUUCCUCGUGAAUUAGAUGCAGACGAUAAGACUCAGAUUGCCGACGAGCCCUCUUGAACUCCCAAGCCUUAUAUCUCUUUCAUGCAAUAUCUCUCUCCUUUCCUCUGUUUUCUUUUGCUUUUUUUUCUUCAAUUCAAUUCAAUUCAAUUCGCCUGAUCUAAUUGUCUCUUUUUUUUGGGGGGGGGGGCGAGGUUGUCUCUUUUUUUCUUUUGAUAAUGUGUAUUGUUGAUAUCUAAAUAUAUAUAUGUGUAUGUGUGUGUGUGAGGAUUUGGAUCAGGGGAGGUAAAUGAUGAUGAGGGGGUUGAUGAUGCAAAUUCAAUGAUAGCUAAAAAAAAAGUAGUGCAUUUCCAGUCGAGUUCUCUUGGAAAUUCGCUUCAAUCUUUCUCAGACACGUUUAACUCUCUACUUCUCUUCUUUCUUCAUUUCUCUCGUCUC
Puccinia graminis f. sp. tritici CRL 75-36-700-3 is the source of this 2430-nucleotide messenger RNA. RefSeq lists its product as uncharacterized. Gene Ontology annotation, molecular function: cytoskeletal regulatory protein binding. Gene Ontology annotation, cellular component: cell tip; cytoplasm. The coding region runs from base 262 to 2052 and encodes 596 amino acids. Gene Ontology annotation, biological process: establishment of cell polarity. The transcript is spliced from 2 exons. The record is from RefSeq and is a predicted model, not a curated record. Lineage: Eukaryota; Fungi; Basidiomycota; Pucciniomycetes; Pucciniales; Pucciniaceae.